AAACCUACGAAUAUAAAAGGACCAUCACACAGUAAUUCCGGACAAAUAAUCAAAAUGUUCAAGUUGCUUCUACUCAGUUGCCUACUGUUGGGGUUCUUCCACUCCUCCAAAUCUCAGUGUGCUACCCCUAGUCCUACAACGGCUAGCGGGACACACGCACCAACCAGCGAAAUAUGCUCUGGCGAUCUCAUCUUCGAAGACAAUUUCGACGAUUUUAAUUUGCAAAAAUGGAACCACGAAAUUACAGUCGGCGGAGGUGGCAACUGGGAAUUCGAAUGGUACACAAACAGCAGAUACAACAGCUACGUUGAUGGAGGAUAUCUGUUCCUGAAGCCAACUCUCGUAGCCGACGAAAACGGCGAAGAUUUCUUGUGGUCUGGUCACUUGGACAUCAACGGAGGUUCCCCAGCUGACGAGUGUACGAAUCCCCAAUGGUACGGUUGUAUCAGAGAUGGUAGCGAAGCCAGUUAUUUGAACCCAAUCAAAAGCGCUCGCAUUCGCACAGUUUACUCCUUUAACUUCAAGUAUGGUAAAGUCGAAGUCAGGGCUAAAUUGCCCGGCGGUGAUUGGUUGUGGCCUGCUAUUUGGAUGUUGCCAAGGUGGAACCAAUACUCCACAUGGCCGGUUUCUGGAGAAAUCGACAUUAUGGAAAGCCGUGGCAACCGCGAGCUCGUCAACGCCUCUGGCGUCAAUAUUGGUACCCAGUUGGUGGGCUCCACCCUCCACUGGGGUCCAGCAUGGAAUAUCAACAUGUAUCAGUUGACACACGUCGAAAAACAAAAUCCCGCUGGUUUUGACACGGAUUGGCAUAACUAUCAGUUGCUCUGGGACGAGAGCAGUCUUCAGUUCUCCAUAGAUGAUGAGGUCUUGGCCCGAUAUGAACCACCAGCGGGUGGGUUCUGGGAAUGGGGUAAUCUUGAUUCUUCCGGUUUUGAUAAUCCAUGGAAGAGGAGCAAUUCGAAACUGGCGCCUUUCGACCAGGAGUAUUAUAUUCUUCUGAAUUUGGCUGUCGGUGGCAUAGCUUAUUUCCCUGACGAUGGCACUAAUCCUGGUGGCAAACCGUGGUUGAACACUUCUCCUACUGCUUCAACAGAUUUCUGGAAGGGUAAAGACCAGUGGCUGCCCACUUGGCAACUGGAAACUGAUAAUGCUGCCUUCCAAGUUGACUAUGUGAGAGUGUGGGCUUUGUAAUCGUUUCAUACUAUGUAAAAUAGUAGCAAAAUACAUAGCGUUUAGUAUAUAAAAAAAAAUGUUGUUUACUGUUUUAGUAUUUUAGGAAUAAAAUAAAACAAUCCAGAUUGAAAAAUGUAACGAUUCAAAUAAGUAAUACUCACCUCUUAACGUUACUAUAUAAUAA
Messenger RNA from Zophobas morio, 1357 nucleotides. RefSeq names its product beta-1,3-glucan-binding protein-like. The record is from RefSeq and is a predicted model, not a curated record. Gene Ontology annotation, biological process: carbohydrate metabolic process. Bases 55 to 1191 code for a protein of 378 amino acids. Lineage: Eukaryota; Metazoa; Arthropoda; Insecta; Coleoptera; Tenebrionidae. The transcript has 4 exons. Gene Ontology annotation, molecular function: hydrolase activity, hydrolyzing O-glycosyl compounds.